Messenger RNA from Drosophila subobscura, 5465 nucleotides. RefSeq lists its product as uncharacterized. NCBI's taxonomy places the organism in Eukaryota, Metazoa, Arthropoda, Insecta, Diptera, Drosophilidae. The transcript is spliced from 10 exons. The record is from RefSeq and is a predicted model, not a curated record. The coding region runs from base 183 to 5348 and encodes 1721 amino acids. Gene Ontology annotation, molecular function: calcium ion binding.
AUUCGGUGUGUUCCGUGUGCUUCCCUUCGAGAAAAGUUGGAAUCUCUUUGGCUCUUCAGUCUUGCCCUGGCUCUGGUCGGAAACGAAAACCAAAGAAGCACAAACCCCGAGUGAGUGGAAAGGUGUGAAAACGGAUCUAUAAGGAUCGUGUUCGUGUUCGUGUUCGUGUUCAAGGCGGCAAUAUGUGGGCGUUCAAAUAUGUUUUAUGUGCCCUGACAUGCGUUGCAUUUGCUGCAGCGGCACCUGAGGACUGUGAGGUGGCGCCAUUGGUGAGGCAUGCCACGGCAAAGAUAGCGUUGAAUGAUGACACCAUCACUGCCAUCUACAACUGCAAGGCGGGCUUCGAUCUGAGGGGAUCGGCAGAGCUCAUCUGUAACGCGGAGACAGACAAGUGGCAGGGAGAGCCUCCUACUUGUGUGAAGGCUUCAGCAGUGUCGGAGCGCAAGAAGAGGGUUCUGGCCAUACCGGAGGAGCCGAAAGUGCCCCUGCCUAUGGCUGCGAUACUGGACAUGAGCUGCAUCGAGGCAAAGGUCAUGGCCCCCGAGAUCAGCCACGGCCUCGUGGUCAAGUACGAGCGUCGCCGCAGGGGCGAGAAGAUCUUCCUCGUGGCCUACUUUGCCUGCAAUGAGAACUACGAGUUCGAGUCCCUGGAAAACUCAGCCAUGUACUGCCACGAGAAGCAGUGGGUGGGUGAGCUGCCCACUUGCAUUCCCCUGGUGGAGUACACCGAUGCGGAUCUCGAGGACGAGGACUACGAUGAGUACGAGACCAUCACUAAUGGCGAUGCCAACAACAACGAUAACGAAAACGACAAGGACAACGACACAGAAGACUUUGGUGAAGGGGAGGCAAAGGUGACUGAGAGCGAACCGCCACCGCCACCUCCGCCGCCAGUGGAAGAGGAAGUCGUGGAGUCCGUGGAGGAGCUAACACUCACAGCAGAUCCCGUCAAAGAACCACCUGUGGAGCUCCCAGUGGAAGCCGAGCCACAGCCAGAAGCGAUCGAUGAACCACAACCUGAGCCAGAAAUUGUGGUGCGAGUCGAUGAAGCGGAACCAGCUGAAACUCCCCUUGGUCCUGAAGUCAAGAUUGCAGAAGUAGCCGUAGCCGAAGUCAGUGCUGUGGUUGAACCCACCAAAGAUCCCUAUGCCCCUCGAUUCCUGGACGAGGACUGCGGCGAAGAUCGCGGAGGCUGCGAGCACAUAUGCAGCCGCCUCUUGUAUCCGGACGAGAAUGAACCCGUCCUCAAGUGCAGUUGCCGUGAAGGCUACACCCUAGAUCCCAGCGACUAUGUCAGCUGUCUUGAUAUCGAUGAGUGCCAGGAGUCGAAUGGCGGCUGUUCAGAGAUCUGCAACAAUCUGCCCGGAAGCUUCCAGUGCGCCUGCCAGCAGGGCUACCAAAUAGAUACCUCAACGGGAAAGACUUGCGUGGACAUUGACGAGUGCGCCAAAGCGGAAUUAUCUGCCGACUGUCAAAAUGGUUGCGAGAACUUGCCCGGAUCAUAUCGCUGUGUGGUGCCAUUGGUCACCCAGGAGGAGGCCGCCACUGCAGUGUCCGAGCCCACGGAGGAGGAUAACGAGAUCCCAGUGGAAGUGGAACCCAGCAGCCCCAAGGUGAAGUGCAACCCUGGGUUCCAGCUCUCGCCCGAUGGCAGCGAGUGCCAGGACAUUGACGAGUGCAAAAUCGAGAACGGCGAGGAAGAGCCUCACCUCUGCCAGCAAGAGUGUCACAACGCCAUCGGCUCCUAUCGCUGCGGCUGCCAUUCUGGCUACCAUCUUCUAGAGGAUCAGCAGAGCUGCGCCCUCGACGGUUGCGAGGACCUGGACAAUCCCAAACUGAAUCGCACUCGCUGUGCGCACGAGUGCGAGGACCUGCCCGAUGGCCAGUACAAGUGCAAGUGCCCACAGGGCUACGAUCUGGCCGAGGAUCGGCACAGUUGCGUGGUGGCCGAGUCGCCCUGCACCACGGAGCACGGCCACGACAGCUGCCGUCCGGGCAGCUGUGUGCCCAGCGAGGACAACAGCAGCUUCAGCUGCCUCUGUCCCCCUGGCUACACGAGCGAGGUCUUCAGUUGCCAGGACAUCGACGAGUGUGCGGAGGAAAGCCAUCUGUGCAGCCACAGCUGUUUCAACACGGACGGUGGCUACCAGUGCCUGUGUCCUGUGGGUCUGACCCUCGUCGAGGAGUUCACGUGCGUGGCCGAGGAUCUGUGCGAGGUCAACAACAAUGGUUGCGAGCAGAUCUGCCUCACGGCCCGAGGCGGGGCUUGCUCCUGUCGCGACGGCUUCCGCCUUGGCGCAGACGGCAAGAGCUGUCAGGACGUUGACGAGUGUCAGGUGGAGAACGGUGGCUGCCAGCAGGUGUGCCGCAAUGUGCCAGGUUCGUAUGGGUGCGAGUGCUCGCCCGGCUAUGAGCUGCUCCGGCUGGAGGGUAUGCGGGGCUACUGCUUCGACAUUGACGAGUGCGCGAGGGAGACUCACGAGUGCCGUCAGGAAAUGCUUUGCGAGAAUCUCAAUGGUUCCUACACCUGCCUCUGUCCAGCGGGCUAUGCUCUGGGGUUGGACAAUCACCUCAUCGCAUCCGAAUCACCCGAAUCAUCAUCCACAUCAUCGCCUAACGAAUCUUCACCAUCAUCCAAAUCAUCUGAACCCUCACCGUGCCUGGACAUUGACGAGUGCUCGUUGGGCAACGGCAACUGCUCGCACUUCUGCUUGAAUCUGCCGGGCAGAUUCCAGUGCGCCUGUCCCCUGGGGUAUGCUCUCGCAGAGGACGGGCGCACCUGCCAGGACAUCGACGAGUGUCUGCAUAGCAAUGGCCAGUGCACGCAGCUUUGCCUCAACCAGCCAGGCGGCUUUGCCUGCGCUUGCGAGUCCGGGUUCGAGAUCACCCCGGAUGGCUUUGGCUGCUUGGACAUCGACGAGUGCUCGCAGGAGUACGGAAACUGUAGCGACAUCUGCAUUAAUCUUCUAGGUGCCCAUGCCUGCGCCUGCGAGCGUGGUUACGAGCUGUCCGCCGACGGCAAGAGCUGCCAGGACAUAGACGAGUGCGUCGGACUCCUCUCGGGCGGCUGCACCCACGAGUGCAUAAACAAGAAUGGCAGCUUCGAGUGCGGCUGCCCCUUGGGCUACAUCCUUGAGGAGGACAAUCGCAGCUGUCGCCCCGCCCUGGUUGGCUGUCCCCCUGGCAGUCAGCAGACCUCCGAUGGCUGCGAACCCAUCAAAUGCGGGCUGGGCCUCCUGCUCGGUGCCGAUGGCAGCUGUGUGGACGUCGACGAGUGCCAGUUGAACAACGGCGGCUGUUCGCAUCGUUGUGAGAACAGCCAGGGCUCCUUCCAGUGCGCCUGCCCAGCCGGCUACCAGCUGGACAGCGAUCUCAGGACCUGCCAGGAUGUGGACGAGUGUGCGCUGGACAAGGAGAGCUGUGUGGCUGGCAGCUGUGUCAAUGAGCCUGGCGGCUUCCGGUGUGAGUGUGGCCUCGGCAAGAGGCUCUCCAUCGAUGGCAGGACCUGCCUGGAUGUGUCUCAACCACCGAAGGCUUCGCCUAUUCCCGAGCUACCCAAAGCAAUUCCAUUUCCGACGUUUCCCGAGCUACCCAAAGCUCGUCCAGACGAGCGACUGACACCUGCUCUUCCCGUGUCACCCAAAGCGAAUCCAUUUCCCACAUUUCCCCCGCUGAACAAGGCGCCAAAGUAUCCUUCUGCAGCUCCGGAAGCCCCAAGGUUACCUUCUUUUGUGUCAGUAAACACCAGACUUCCGCAGAUCCCCCGGACUCCCUGGGUGAGCUCUUCCCAGCCACAACCACGGGAUGCCUGUCCUCGCUUCCAGGCGCCGGUGAACGGCAAAGCUCGCUGCAAUAAGUAUCGCCACAAGCGCACCCAAUUCUACAACAGCCGCUGCAGGGUCACCUGCAAUCCCGGUUUCACCCUCCAAGGAUCGGAGAUCAGGAGCUGCGGAUCCGCUGGUAUUUGGGAGGGCCAGGAGAACAAGUGUGUGCCUCUUGUUCAGCGUCGUGUGCAGAUAUGUCCUGCCCUGAAACCGGCCGCCAAUGGUUUCAUCUCACCAGCCAGCUGUACGCAGGGUCCUUCCAGAAUUGGGACCAUCUGCCGCCUGCAGUGCAACUCUGGCUUUUUGCCCACUGGCCCUAUGCUGGCCAAUUGCAUGGGCCUUCAGGGCUGGUCCUUCGGAUCCCAACUCAACUGUCAGCCAUUCGGCAUGAGUUUGUUCAACAACAACCAGCUGCCCUGGAUCCGAUCGCAGUCUCUGCAGAAUGUGCCCCCCGUACAGCAGGCAGCACCAAGAGCUCGACCCUACAUCAAGUGUCCUGAGAAUGUGGUCAUCCUGCUGCAUCGCGGGGAGGUCAAGGCUCACGUGACGCUGCAGAGGCCCCAGACGAAUGUGGACUACCGAUAUGUGGCUGUGUCUCCCGCCUGGGCCAAGCAGCUGGAGGCUCACCUUCCUGCUGGUGUCCACAAGAUUGCCUUCCGCGCUCAGCACCCACAGACGAUGCAGAGUGCCGCCUGCCAGACGAUCAUCACCGUCAAGGCGGCGCCAACGACACAGUCGAAUCUGUUCACAUUUUCAUCCGCUCCACUUGCGAGUCACUCAGGGUUCUCCAGAACUGCUGCAUUUCCCACAUUUUCCUCUCGGUCUUCAGCGCCUGCACCCGCACCCGCACCCGCACCGUUUCCCACAUUUUCCAGGUCCUCUCAAUUUGCCAGACUAUCUGCACUUCCUGAACCAUCGACACCAUCUGCCCCCGUGUCCUACGCAAAACUAACGUCAGAGAAUGCUGCUCCUGAGCGUACUGAGAGCUUCCGGGUGACCCUGGGCUCGGAUACAUCCAACUACUGCCCACCCUCGAUCGAGGUUCAUCUGAAGGAGAACCAGAAUCUGCGAUCGGUUGUCUGGGAGGAGCCCCGUUUCGAGGGCAAACUGUUGAAGAUCUUCAAGUCCCAUUUCCCUGGAGCCUUGUUUAGGCUGGGCGAUCAUGCCAUCAAAUACGAGGCAACCACCACCGAUGGUGUGACCCUGAGCUGUAGAUUCCACAUUCAUGUGAAGGCUGCCAAGCCCGCACCUGCACCUGCACAGCCAGAGAUAGCCUUUCCCGAGUCCGAGUCGGCGCCAGCCCAACUUAGGGAGAAGCCAGCCUCCAGCAGCAGUCUGUUCGAUGGCCACGAGUCCUAUGUGGUCUGUCCCGAUAAAGAGCCCGUUCGAGUGACGGCCCACCAAUCCGUCAACCUGCCCGUGGGCUGCACUCUGAAGAACGUGCGCCCGCAAACGAGUCCCCAGACGCAAGUGAAACGCGGCACCCUCACCUCGCUCUGGCAUCGAUUCAACACAAAUUUCUAGAGCCCACUAGCUAGGGUAUAAACUGUCUUCUCAUUGGAGUCGAAAGGCAAUCGAGAAGAGUGGGAGGAACACCAAUGGAGGCGCCAUUUAUGCAAAUACUUUUGUAAAUCUUUUUUA